Harmonia axyridis is the source of this 3708-nucleotide messenger RNA. RefSeq names its product GTPase-activating protein (gene RasGAP1). Gene Ontology annotation, biological process: regulation of GTPase activity; intracellular signal transduction. Bases 454 to 3099 code for a protein of 881 amino acids. The record is from RefSeq and is a predicted model, not a curated record. NCBI's taxonomy places the organism in Eukaryota, Metazoa, Arthropoda, Insecta, Coleoptera, Coccinellidae. The transcript has 11 exons.
UAUUCAUUCAUCAGUAUUGUGAAUUUUGUUUCAAUUAAUAACUUCAAGCUCAAUGGGAAUUUUUUAGCUCAUUCAUUCACCGCCAACGACUGCGUAGUGAGCUACUUGUAGUAAUGAUUUUGUAGUUCAGUCCUUGUUCUGUCCAUUACUCCAUUUCAUUCUGUACUGGUCUACGUUCGGUUGCAUAUGUUCCAUUCAUGAAUACCCAGCGUAGCUGUUCUCGUUCAUAUUUUAUCUCACGUGUAGUUUUAUACCGUGGCGUUCAGUGUGCUUUAUUCUUUCUCACAUUCCACAUUCUCCUCACUCACCUGCCGUAGAACGUUGAAUACAAUGAAUGCUGGGAAGAAGAGAAGAUGCCUCGGGUUUGGAAGUUGACUCCAAGAACAACGCUAAGAGCGUAGGCAGUCAUUUCAACGAAUCCUAACCGCAGUUCUGAGGCCACAGUACAACUUUAUGUCAAAUGCCCGUUCUGUUUUUCAGAGCAUGAAUGUAUGUAGUAGGAACAUGGCUGACGAAGCAUAUAAAGUACGUGUUUUGGAACGAUUGAAAAUAAAAAUAGGAGAAGCUAAGAAUUUGCAAGCUAGAACUCACGGUUCUUCUUCCCAGAGAGAUGUAUAUUGCACUUUAUCUUUGGAUCAGGAAGAAAUAUUUCGUACCUCUACUAUCGAAAAAUCACUCAGUCCCUUCUUCGGAGAGGAAUUCCAAUUUGAAGUGCCAAGGAACUUCCGCUUUGUGUCGAUAUAUGUAUUCGAUAGGGAUAGACAUUUGAAACAAGAUAAAGUCUUAGGAAAGGUUGCAAUAAAACGAGAAGAUUUGGCUUCCUACAACAAUAAAGACCACUGGUUUCCCAUCAAAGCUGUUGACGCAGAUUCUGAAGUUCAGGGAAAAGCGAACAUCGAAAUAAAUUUUGAACCUGCCCCACCAAACAAAAGUACAAAUAGUUUUAGUAACAAUAGGCGGCUGUUAGUGUGUGUUAAAGAAUGUUUAGACCUUACCUUGAAGUGUGGAUCUUGUGACCCAUAUGCGAUUGUGACAGUUUUAUAUACAAAUGGAAAAAAAAUUAAUAAACGGACCAAAGCGCAAAAGAAAACAACUUGUCCACAGUUCGAAGAGGUAUUUACGUUCGAUAGUGUGGAAGAAAGGGAUAGAGACAGAGACUCUUAUUCGGUGUGCCCUGAAGCCGAUGUGGAAAUUUGUGAGCUUCAAGUUGCUAUUUGGCACGAUGCACCUGGAAUGGGUGGAGAUGUGUUUCUCGGAGAAGUUAGAGUGCAACUCAGAGGAAUGCAACAACAGAAUGCUGCCCAUAGAAAUGCAUGGUACUUCCUUCAGCCGAGAUCCACGAGGAAUCGACCAUUCUUCAACCACUCCACACCCCCUGGAACGAGACUAUCCGGUGAUAAUUUUUUAGGCUCGCUCCGGCUCCAGGUCCAAUAUACCGAAGAUAGGGUUUUUCCUUCGCACGUCUACGAACCUCUCAGGAGGUUACUCUUACAAAGCGUCAAUACGACGCCCAUAACUUCAAGCGCAGUGUACAUAUUAGGAGAGGUGAUAUCCAGUAAGAUGGAUAUUGCACAACCGUUAGUGAAAAUCUUCAUGCACCAUAAUGAGAUAGUGUCAAUUAUAAGGUUGUUGGCCAAUCAUGAAGUGUCAGGUUUAACUGACGCUACAACGAUAUUCCGAGGCAACACUCUCGUCUCCAAGAUGAUGGACGAGGCGAUGAGACUCAUAGGCAUCCAGUACCUCCACAAGACCCUCCGGCCCACGUUGGAACUCAUCUUCAACGAGAAGAAGCCCUGCGAGAUCGACCCGACUAGGGUGAAGGACUCCAACACCAUUCAGACCAACCUGGCCAAUCUGAAGUGUUACAUCCAGAAGAUCUUGGACGCCAUCACCCAAAGUGCCGUCUACUGUCCGGCCCUGAUGUGUCAGAUCUUUUACAACCUGAGGGAGUGCGCUCUUUUGCAUUUCCCGGCCAACAGAGAGGUGAAGUACUCGGUGAUAUCGGGAUUUAUAUUCUUGAGGUUCUUCGCGCCCGCCAUAUUGGGUCCUAGGCUGUUCGACUUGACCACUCAACAAAUAGAUAAUCAGACGAAUAGGACUCUGACCCUCAUUUCAAAAACCAUCCAAUCAUUAGGUAAUUAUGUCAGUAGUAGAUCGACCCAGCAAGUGUGUAAAGAAGAAUACAUGGAGCAACUGUACAAAAUUGUAUACACAGAAAAACAUAUUAUGGCCGUGAGACAGUUCUUGGAAAUUAUCUCUGCAAUCGCCAAUCCAGAAACUAUCCAAAAUGAUACAGCAGUACUUCUGAAAGAAGGAUUGAUGAUAAAGCGCGCCCAAGGUAGAAAAAGAUUUGGAAGAAAAAAUUUCAAACAAAGAUACUUUAAAUUGACGACUCAUGAUCUCAGCUAUUCCAAAAAUAGACAUAAGGACGCGUUAUGCCAAAUACCGCUUUCGAAUAUUUUAGCUGUCGAGAGGCUAAACGAAAGAUCCUUCAAAAUGAAGAACAUGUUUCAGAUAAUUCAGAGGGAGAGGGCUCUGUAUGUGCAAGCUCCGAAUUGUGUAGAAGAGAAAGAAUGGGUGGAUCUUUUAACAAAAAUCUGUCAGACCAAUUCUAAUAGGCUGAAAGAGUAUCAUCCGUGUGCAUUUCUCAAUGGACAGUGGCAAUGUUGUAAUUCCCAAAAUGAACUAGCACCAGGUUGUAAUGCCGUUUCCACUUUAGAUAAUAACUUCCACAUGUCUUUAGACCCAGAACGUGAUUUACAGAGGAUACAUUCGUUGAUAAUGGGCCACCUAGAUUUCAUAGAAUCGUUUAUAAAUUGGUGCGAAGGAGACAGAGUCUACUCUGGUCCUCUUCCAAAAAGUAUUUCUGGGGUGGAUCUUCAAAGCUGUUAUAAUAUUCUGUUAGAAAUAAGGGAGAUAGCUUAUCAGAUCGAAAGACAACACAGGAUAUAUAACAGGACUUUGGCUAGGGACACCAGAUAUGGAAGCAAAGCUGCCCCUAUUGGUGACGACAAUUAUCUCUUGGCUUCAAGAAUGAAUUUGGAUAUUAGAAAAUGCGGCCCAUCAGAUCAGGACGACUCCAUGUUCCUCAGACCUUAACCCAGUGAUACUAUUUAAUUAUAGUAUGGUACACAUACUGAAGAAAAGAAAUCGAAAUAAUCUCAACAAGGGUAGCACAGAAGUAGGUGUUUGACCUAAUAGCUAGAUUUAUCGUAUGAAUCGUUGGACCUUACUAAAAGUAAAAUCAAAAUUUUUGGAAUACGUCCUAAAAUUUUACAAUUUUAUUUUAAAUUGACUAUAGUUUAAGCAUUAUCAAUUAUGCUUAUUUGAUUCUUUGAUUAAUUGAUCUGAUUUGCUGCAAUCAUUGUUCAUGUUCAUCAUUUCCAUGAUGAACAUGAAAAUUGACAAAAUCAUUUGAAUUCUGGCUAUUAGUACUGAUGUUAUCGCCAAAACAAUCAGAAACUAAUGCUUCGAUGUGCUCUCAAUCUCAAUCCAAAGACUGGAAUGUAAUUUUAAUAAGCAAUCAGAAACACCAAGUGUUUCUUACCGAUUCUUGGAGAUGGAUCGAAUAUUAUAUUUUAAUAAUGUAGACUUAUGUACAGAUUUUUUUAUUGAAAUUCUUUAUAAUUUUUAACAAAUCUGACAAUCCCUUAGUUUUGUAUUAUAGAUAUUUAAUUUUUGUAAAAUAAAAGUACAAAGGGAUCUAAA